UAUAUUUUUGGGGAGUUCAGUCCUGAUGAAUUUAAUCAGUUCUUUGUGACUCCACGAUGCUCUGUUGAGCUCCCCCCAUACAAUGAAACAGUUUCAUGUGGUAUUAAAUCCACAGGGGAAGAGUAUCAGAGAAUAGAAUUUGGUGUUAAUGAAGUUAUCGAGACUCAGUCAUCUGUCCUGAACAACACCGACUACAGCAUUUCGAGCACUCUGAACCCUCAGGCUCCAGAGUUCAUUCUCAGCUGUGCACCCGCUCAGAAAAGCCCGGAUGAUGCUCUCAGCGACACCACCUACAACUCCAUUGACUGCCAGUUCAGUGACCCCACCCUGGCUCUGGACAGCGGCUCCAACGCCGAAAACGACGCCUUGCCUGGGGGCCUGGGGCAGAGGGAGAGGAAAAAGAAGAAGAAAAGACCCCCUGGGUACUACAGUUACCUGGAAGAUGUCCCUGACGGCGUGGCCGCCCCUGAGGCGCUGGUGAACGGCCACGCCUCGGCCGCGGGACUCAGCAGCGCCGAGGACGCGGAGCUGCCCGGAGACCUCCCCUCGCUGGCCACGCCGAGGACUUGCAGCAGCCCCGGCAGCUCCGUGGAUUUCCUGGGCGGAGCUGCGUGCGCCGAGCCCGGCCCCGGGGGCAGGACUGGCGGGCAGGCCGAGCUUUGCCGCCUGGCGCACUCGGAACAGUUCUGCCUCCCCCCGGAGGCCGUCAGAGAGAGCCCCCUAAGGACAGCUGUUGUACAGGCCUAUGCCGGUACUGAUACUACUGAAACUCUGGGCGUUGCUAAUGGACAAACACUUGAAUCCUCCUCUGGUGAGGACACGGCUGCCAAUGGGGUAGAAUUGCACACUGUGGAAAGCUCUGACUCAGACCAAGCUAAGCCUGAGGAAGCUUCACCUACUACUGAGGCGACGGUCCCGCUUGCAGGAUCAGUCCCUGUUAAUCAGCCUGCAAAGUCGUGGGCUAGUCUUUUUCACAAUUCCAAGCCCUCUGCUUCCACAUCUGUGGUCUAUGUUGAGACUAAGUAUACCCCUCCUGCCACAUCUCCUCUGGUCCCUGAAAAACAGGUUGAAGUCAAAGAGGGGCCUGUUCCAGUUUCAGAGGAUCCCGUAGCCAUAAAGAUUGCAGAAAUACUGGAAAAUGUAAGACUAAUACAUAAACCAGUGUCUUUGCAACCCCGAGGGCUGAUCAACAAAGGAAACUGGUGCUACAUCAAUGCUACCCUGCAAGCCUUGGUUGCUUGCCCUCCCAUGUAUCAUUUAAUGAAGUCCAUUCCAAUGUAUUCCAAAUCGCAGAGGCCGUGCACCUCCACACCAAUGCUAGACAGUUUCUUUAGGUGAUAAAAUAGUGAGAGACAUCCGACCAGGAGCUGCCUUUGAACCAACCUACAUUUACAGGCUCUUGACAGUGAUAAAGUCAAGUCUGUCAGAAAAGGGCAGGCAAGAGGAUGCUGAAGAAUACUUGGGAUUUAUCCUCAAUGGACUACAUGAAGAAAUGCUGACCCUCAAGAAACUUCUCUCUCCACAUAAUGAAAAGGUGUCGGUGUCCAACGGCCCUGAGGCCCAGAGUGUCCCCAGGGAGGAGGAGCCGGGCGAGGGCAGCGAGGACGAGUGGGAGCAGGUGGGGCCCCGCAACAAAUCCUCGGUGACGCGCCAGGCUGACUUUGUGCAGACGCCCAUCACCGACAUCUUCGGGGGGCACAUCAGAUCUGUGGUUUACCAGCAGAGUUCCAAGGAAUCUGCCACGCUGCAGCUUUUCUUCACGCUCCAGCUGGACAUCCAGUCGGACAAGAUCCGCACGGUGCAGGACGCCCUGGAGAGCCUGGUGGCCAGGGAGUCAGUGCAGGGCUACACCACCAAAACCAAGCAGGAGGUGGAGAUCAGUCGAAGACUCACCUUGGAAAAGCUGCCCCCUGUUCUGGUUUUACACCUCAAACGCUUCGUCUAUGAGAAGACUGGAGGGUGCCAGAAGCUGAUCAAGAAUAUUGAAUAUACUGUUGAUCUGGAAAUCAGCAAAGAGCUACUAUCUCCUGGUGUGAAAAGUAAAAUUUCCAAAGGCCAAAGAACCUACCGGCUCUUUGCAG
Molecule: messenger RNA, 2081 nt
Organism: Zonotrichia albicollis (white-throated sparrow)
Lineage: Eukaryota; Metazoa; Chordata; Aves; Passeriformes; Passerellidae
Source: RefSeq, a predicted model, not a curated record